This is a messenger RNA of Alternaria burnsii, 960 nucleotides long. RefSeq lists its product as uncharacterized. Gene Ontology annotation, cellular component: fungal-type cell wall. NCBI's taxonomy places the organism in Eukaryota, Fungi, Ascomycota, Dothideomycetes, Pleosporales, Pleosporaceae. Bases 1 to 960 code for a protein of 319 amino acids. Gene Ontology annotation, biological process: fungal-type cell wall polysaccharide metabolic process. The record is from RefSeq and is a predicted model, not a curated record. The transcript has 3 exons.
AUGAAUCGUUCCCUACUCUUUCCACUCUUCCUCCUCCUCUCAGCCCUCGCCAUCGCCAACCCCCUCCUAGAUAAUCCCAACGCCACUUCCACAGGAUCCAGCACAAAGCAUGAUCCGCUCGACCAGAAGCCCGCCCACGAACGUCGCGGCAUCGCCUACAACGAUGUCAAAUACGCCAAGUACUUCCAGUAUGACCACCACGACCACGUAACCUGGCGCUACAACUGGGAUUCCUCGAGCCUGCCUUCUGAUGCGUGGUUCCGAUAUGUACCCAUGCUGCACAGUCUGAGGGACGAUCAUACAAGCAAGUGGAAAGACAACGCGGAGGCACAGGCGAGGUUGAACUGGGGACAACAAGAGAUGGCGACGUGGUUUCUGGGAUUUAAUGAACCAGAUAACUGCAUUCCUGAUGCAGGCGGCUCCUGUAUCGACGUUCCCACCGCCGUCGCCGGCUGGAAGAAACACAUGCAACCCCUCUCAACCUUCAACAGCAAAAUCUACCUCGGCUCACCAGGCGUCACAAACGCCGCGCCAUCCGACACCCAGGGGCUCGGCUGGCUCGAGAAGUUCUUGGAGACGUGCGACGGAUGUACCGUCGAUUUCAUCAACCUCCACUGGUACGGACGGGCCCGCGACGCCCAAAACUUCAAAGACCACAUCAAUGACGCCCGCAAAUUCGCCAACGGCCUUCCUAUUUGGAUAACCGAAUUCCGCGCUGAUGGCACUGACGAUGAAGUCAAAUUAUUUCUAGACGAUGUGAUGCCUUGGAUGGACAACUCACAGGACAUCCAUCGGUACUGCUACUUCAUGGCUCGACCAGGUCCGGGCAUGUUGAUCAAUGAGGCGGGAGAUGGGCUGAGUGAUAUCGGAAAUGAGUACAACCUUUACCACGUACAUCCCGGUUCGGAUGUAAAAGGCGCAAAUGGAGAGAGGUGGUGGGAACAGGAUCGACCAGCUUAA